AGUGUACUACUACUCUACCACCCAUCUAAGCAACCCCAAAUACUACUCCACCAACCCAAAACAAAUUCUUUCUGAUCACAACUUGUAAGAAAAAGUCUAAUUCUCAAUUCAAAAUUCUUAAAUUCUUAAUCUUGAAUCUUGAUAUAGAAAUUCAUAAAUACAAAUCUAUAACUCCUCCUCCUAAUCUAAUCCCUCUCAAUUAUCCCUGUAAAUCAACCAAAUUCAAGAUGAUGCACAUGACCUUUUACUGGGGUACAAAAAUGGUACUCUUGUUCGAUUUUUGGAAGACCGAGUCAUGGCUCAGUUACUCACUCAGUCUUCUCUUUUGUUAUCUUUUUGCUGCGUUUUAUCAGUACAUGGAAGAUCGUCGGCUUAGCAUUUUAGCUAUGGGUAUUAUUCCACCAUCUCAAGGCUCUGGGAAUACUCCUUUACUUCCUCCAAGACUCGGAACUCGGUUAACAAAAUCGUCCCGAUUCGCCACAGCCGUGUUGUUCGGAGUCAACUCAGCUAUUGGGUAUGUUUUGAUGUUAGCUGUUAUGUCUUAUAAUGGUGGUGUUUUGAUUGCAAUUGUUUUGGGACUUGCGGUUGGGUAUUUUCUUUUUCGUGCUAAAGAAUAUGAAGCUUUGAUUGUUGAAGAUACUUGUGCUUGUUCUUGAUCAUGAUCUUGAUCUUAAAUCCCUCGAUCAUUUCUUUUUGUUAAAGUUUUUCAACUUUUUGUUUAAUUUUAGUUUGUUUUACUUGUAAUUUAUAUGUGUAUGUUGGUGAAAUUAUUGAAUUGGGAACUUAUAAAUUGUGUGUAUUAGUUUGGGUGAAUUUGUUGCAUUACAAUUGAUAGUAUUCUCCUCCAAUUGAUUAUAAUGUUUCUAAUUAUGGAA
This is a messenger RNA of Amaranthus tricolor (Joseph's coat), 875 nucleotides long. Its product is annotated as copper transporter 5. Bases 228 to 656 code for a protein of 142 amino acids. NCBI's taxonomy places the organism in Eukaryota, Viridiplantae, Streptophyta, Magnoliopsida, Caryophyllales, Amaranthaceae. Gene Ontology annotation, biological process: intracellular copper ion homeostasis; copper ion transmembrane transport. Gene Ontology annotation, cellular component: plasma membrane. Gene Ontology annotation, molecular function: copper ion transmembrane transporter activity. The transcript has a single exon. The record is from RefSeq and is a predicted model, not a curated record.